Messenger RNA from Exophiala oligosperma, 1211 nucleotides. Its product is annotated as adenylyl-sulfate kinase. The coding region runs from base 137 to 790 and encodes 217 amino acids. Gene Ontology annotation, molecular function: ATP binding; adenylylsulfate kinase activity. The record is from RefSeq and is a predicted model, not a curated record. Gene Ontology annotation, biological process: sulfate assimilation. NCBI's taxonomy places the organism in Eukaryota, Fungi, Ascomycota, Eurotiomycetes, Chaetothyriales, Herpotrichiellaceae. The transcript is spliced from 2 exons.
CCAGAGCACGCAAUUGCUUUGAAGAGAAAACUUUGCCCAAAGAAGCCUCAACACUGAUUAGAGAAGAAAAGGACUGCAAAGAUCAAUAACGAGACUGAUACACGAGUGUAAACCAUAAUCGAAAAAGAAUAUCAUCAUGGCAACCAACAUCCACUACCACCCCACUCCCCUGACUCCCAGCAUCCGCGCCGGCCUCCGCAAACAAUCCGGCCUGACGAUCUGGCUCACGGGUCUGAGUGCGAGCGGUAAAUCUACGAUCGCCGUCGCCCUCGAACAGGCCCUGCUCCGAAGACCCUACAACAAGGCCGCCUACCGGCUGGACGGGGACAACAUCCGGUUCGGGCUCAACAAGGAUCUCGGCUUCUCGCCCAAGGACCGCGAGGAGAACAUCCGCCGCAUCGCCGAGGUGGCCAAGCUGUUCGCCGACUCGUGCACCAUCGCCAUCACGAGCUUCAUCAGCCCUUACCGAGGCGACCGUGACCUGGCGCGCCAGCUGCACGAGGCCGAGCGUCCCGGCGGCGAGGCAGGCGUUCCUUUUGUGGAAGUCUGGAUCGACGUCCCGGUCGAGGUCGCCGAGCAACGUGACCCCAAGGGCCUCUACAAAAAGGCCAGGGAAGGAAAGAUCCCAGAGUUCACGGGUAUCAGUGCCCCUUACGAAGAACCACUCAAGCCCGAGAUCCACAUCCGUUCGGACAAGACGAGUGUCGAGGAUGCCGUGAAGAUCAUCGUCGGCUAUCUCGAGGAGAAGGGUUAUUUGAGUGCUCCUACCGAGGUGGACGAUGAGGCAUGAAGAGGACUGCCUCCUCUCAGGAACGAACGCACUGACGAGAUGGUGUUAUGAAAUUGGGAUCGUCGGGAUAUAUGGAUACAUGAAUUAUCAAUCACGUGUCUGUCGCAACGAGGGAGGGACAGGAUAUGAUGCGGUUAAGUUGGGAUGGGAUGAUAUGUGAUGGAACAGGUACACGUCGCUAUGCGACCAAGGACAAUAUAACGAAUAGAGAUAUGAGUAAGGGGUAGACGAGAAACAAAAGUCUGGAUAUUGGAUAGACGGGAUAUAUUUGGGGUCACACAGAGAUUGACAAUACGAGAUUGGUCACCAGUGGAUUCAUCAUCACGACACUUGAUCGUCGUUUUAAUUCCUCAACAUACCUAGUAUAUCCAAUCACGGGGAACGAAGACGAGAACAAAUCUGAAGUCCCAGUAUUCCCAAG